Messenger RNA from Aedes albopictus (Asian tiger mosquito), 1291 nucleotides. Its product is annotated as cytoplasmic 60S subunit biogenesis factor ZNF622. Gene Ontology annotation, cellular component: preribosome, large subunit precursor. Gene Ontology annotation, biological process: ribosomal large subunit biogenesis. The coding region runs from base 107 to 1234 and encodes 375 amino acids. The record is from RefSeq and is a predicted model, not a curated record. Gene Ontology annotation, molecular function: nucleic acid binding; zinc ion binding. NCBI's taxonomy places the organism in Eukaryota, Metazoa, Arthropoda, Insecta, Diptera, Culicidae. The transcript is spliced from 2 exons.
UCGCAAAUCUCCUAUCAAAAUUCGCACGCGAUUUCACAACAAUCCCGAAUCAGAACACGUUUACGUUAAAAAUUCUAAGUUUUGUUCCAGGAAAAGUGCUUCAAAAAUGUCCAACACGGCAAGUUUUACCUGCCUCAACUGCUGCGUUCGGUUCCAGAAUGCGGAGAUGCAAAGGGAGCAUUACAAAACCGAUUGGCAUCGGUACAACCUAAAGCGGAAGAUAGCGGAGCUUCCGCCCGUGAGUAUCGAAGAGUUCGAGAAACGGCUGAACCAGCAGAAGAGUGCCGAUGCGGCCGCUCUCCAGGACCAGUCCCUGUACUGCAAGGCGUGCAAGAAGCUGUUCAAGUCGAAAAACGCUCACGAUAACCAUCUGGACAGUAAAAAGCACAAGGAUAAUCUGAAGGAUUUCCUGGAGAAGAAUGCUGGAGCUCCGGAGGAGGAUGUGUCGGAAAAGUCCACACGGCCGAAGAAAGAGUAUGUCGUUGCUGAUGAAGCCGCGGAUGAGGACAUGGAAGAUGAAGACGAGGAAGGAUGGGAGGAGGAAUGGGACAACCCGAUCGAGAACAACGACUGCCUGUUCUGUCCGAAUCACAGCGAGGACUUGAUCCAGAACAUCAAACACAUGAGCGUGAAGCAUUCGUUCUUCAUUCCGGAUGCGGAGUACUGCGUGGACGUGGAGGGAUUGUUGGGCUAUCUGGCGGAGAAGAUCUGCAGGGAGUUUAUCUGCAUCUGGUGCAACGAAAAGGGCAGAACGUUCUACUCGUUGGACGCCGUGAGAAAUCACAUGGUGGAGAAGGGACACUGCAAGAUGUUGCACGAGGGAGCGGCGCUGGCGGAGUAUGUGGACUUUUACGACUAUAGUACCAGUUAUCCGGAUCAUGGUGACGAGAUGGACAUCGACGAAGAGCUGGAAGGUCCACAGGUGCUGGAUGGAGACGACUUCCAGAUGGUCCUACCGUCUGGGGCUGUAAUCGGACACCGAUCCCUUCUGCGCUACUACAAGCAGAAAAUCAACCCGAACCGCGCCGUAGUGGUGAAGAAAUCGACCCAACGGUUGCACAAGGUGUUGGCCGAAUACCGGGCGCUUGGAUGGACGUCGACCCAACAGGAAGCAGCGGCCCGAAAUGCGCGCGAUAUGCACGUCAUGAAGCGUCAACAAGCCAAGCUGGUACAGCAGAUAGGGGUCAAGGCCAACAAACUGCAGAAGCACUUCCGAGUGCAAUGUAACUUCUAAAUACGAAUAGGUUUGUGAAUAAUAAAACACAGUUGCAUAUACUCUUUGGAAACCGAG